Molecule: messenger RNA, 1738 nt
Organism: Bursaphelenchus okinawaensis
Lineage: Eukaryota; Metazoa; Nematoda; Chromadorea; Rhabditida; Aphelenchoididae
Source: the annotation of a GenBank genome assembly
AUGUCGCCACAUCCAGAUAAAGCGGGUCUUGUCGCCGAAUGCGAGUACUCUGAGCACAGCAUGAAGCACUUCAGACAGGUCGCUUUCUUGGCUGUAGCCUUGUCUACCGUCACCAUGUUGGCUUGCAUUGUCGUACUGCCAUUGUCAUUCCAGUACAUCCAACGAGUACAAUCCUCAGUCAGCAGCGACAUCGAGUUUUGUAGGGUAAGUUGUUGAGGUAUUUUAUGAAAUUGUACUUGAACAUGAUUAUGUUGAUUAAGUCCAAUGUUUUUCAAGUUUUUACAGAUGGCAUGAGAAAGCAUGUCAAGACAUGACUUGUUAUGCCAUUAUUACUUCCUUUUUGCAAACUUCUUCUAAAUUGCCCGAUUUUCCGGUAUUUUACUUUGAUUUACACUUAAUUGGCGCCGUUGCGCAGCUAAUUCAACAACAACAAUACUUGGCAUCUAAUGAAGAUUUAAAAUAAUAGUACUUAAUUAAAAAGACUUUAUAUGUAUAUACAAUAUAUAUAUAUUAAUAUUAAGGAUUAUAACUUCUCUACCUAUUUUAGAGCCGCAACAAGGAUCUGUGGACAGAAGUUGUGACAGUUCAGUUGGGCAAAGGAGCUCACGCUCAAGCUGAUCGUUUGAAGAGAGACACAGCCGCUGGCAAGAACGGCAGAUGGUUGUUCGGAAACUUUGUCCAAAACACCGACCAGUAAGUUUUAAAGUAGACAUUGUAAUUCUUUAAAUAAUUUUACUUACUUGAUCUCAACUUGUUGACUACAGCUAUUUUACGGCUUAUGAACAACAUUUUUGCUAAUUUUUUCAAUUUAAAAUGCUUCAAUAUGACUUAUACUUGUAUUAUUCAUAAAUCUUUAGACUAGCCGCUCGCGGAGUUCGCCGUCAAGCUUCGUACGACAACAAUGCUGCUGCCGCUCCAUCCAACGACUACAAUGGAGCCGCUCCAGCCGGUACUACUGCUGCUCCAGCCGCCGACUACAGUGCUCCAGUCUCUUCGGCUCCGAAAGAGAAGGACUGCUGUGGCUGUCAGCUUGGCCCACCAGGACCACCAGGAGAAGCCGGUGUUGAUGGACAACCAGGUCUUGACGGUAAACCAGGUCAAGACGGAUCCCCAGGACAAGACGCUCCACCAGGCCAGAAGGCUGCUCCAUGUGUCAGAGAAUGCCCACCUGGACCACCAGGACCAGCCGGCUCUCCAGGAGACAAGGGCCCUAAGGGAUACCCAGGAGAGCAAGGAGAACCAGGCACCAGCGGAAAGCCAGGACCAAAGGGACCACUCGGCAAACAAGGACCACCCGGUCCACCCGGACUUCCAGGCCGGCCAGGAGACAAGGGAGAGCCAGGCAAACACGUCCCAGGAGUCGCUCCACCAGGCCCACCAGGGCGUCAAGGAGAAAUGGGACCACCUGGCCCACCAGGACCACCUGGAUCCAAGGGAAAACCCGGAGAGCAAGGACCACCAGGACCAGAAGGAGACCAAGGAAAUCCAGGUUAGUACAUUUAGGCUAAACUAACUAUGGUACUCUUUUUUAAAUUAUAGUACUAUAUUGUACAUGAAAGAAAAGUGUACUAAAUAGUACCAAUUUUAAAUUCAAACUUUUAAAAUUAAAUUGAAAUCCCGAUUUUCAGGACCAUACGGAAAGCCUGGAGCUCCCGGCCCAAUUGGCCCUCCUGGCUCAGCUGGUGCUGUUGGUGCUUGCGACCACUGUCCCAAGCCACGUACUCCACCAGGAUACUAG